AUUUUAGUACAUUUUCAUGCCUUGCCAUAGUGAAAGCCAGCAAACAGACUCGGAGAUGUUUGUUCUCCGUAUUAGCAUUUGACAGUAGACGAGAGUUAGCACAGUUGCCGUUUUGGCCAGCUUUGGCAUGGUUACAGCAUGCUUUCUUACAGUUAGUCAGAUACAAGUUGGAGGGGUAUAAAUGGGGAUUUACAUUUCUCUAGGAGCUCCCAGAUUAAAGUCUCUCUUUGGAGAUCAUGAGAGGGUGCUUAGUUAAAGUUUUUAUUUUCUAAUUUUUUUUUAAGGUUUCUUUAUUCAUUUUAGAGAGAGUGCACACAAGCAGGGGGUGUGGCGUAGGGAAAGAAUCUCAAGCAGACUGCCCACUGAGUGCGGAGCCCAUUGCAGGGCUUGAUCCCACAACCCCGAGAUCAUGACCUGAGCCGAAACCAAGAGCCAGAUGCCCAACCAACUGAGCCACCCGGGCACCCCUUAGUUAGAGUUUUUGAAGGAGGUUAUAAUAUUUGAAGGAGCUUUUUAUAGCCUGGAAAAAUACUUUAUUUCAGUGUAAAGAUAAGGUCUUUAUAAUCUAAUUUCUCAUUUAUGUGUUCAGAUAGGAAGGAAACAUUUUCAACUAUACAGUUUGUGCUAAGGAAAAAUAAAUGACAGUAAUAUCAAAUACCACUUUAAGUGGUGUGUUUAGCCCUAAAGAAAACAGAUGUUGGGAUUGCUGUAAUAUUUCAGAUCACAAUAACAUUAAUGAAAUCACUGCAUUUGUACUGAGUUUACGUAACAACCAUGGCUGCAUAUUUUUUCAUUCACUUGAGAACCUUCUGUUUGGUUGCUGGAAUGUUGCCAUGGUCACAUUCUGUUGGGCAUAGAGUAGUGAACUUUGGAAUCAGUGGCAACCCAGGACACAUAGGCUUGGAACUAGGGUAUCUGAGGAUUGUGCACUGUGUUAAAGCCACACUUGGCAUGGACCAGAAGACUCUGAAGAAACUGGUGGAAUCCAUCAGUAAUACUGUGAAGAACUUCAAAAAAAGUGAAGUAGAGUGUCUCCUAAGACUUUUUCACAGCUUGGUGGAAAGAGCUAAUGUAAGACUUAACAAUUUUGAACUAGAUCGUAAUGCGUUUCGAGCAAUCCUGCACAGCAUAUUUGGAAUGACUGAUGAUAUACUAAUGAAUAGGGUCUGUUUUGAGGUUUACUAUUUGAAUGGUGAUGGUUACAUUUCUCGAGAAGAGAUAUUUGACAUGUUGAAGAACAGUCUAUGCCAACAGUCAUCUGAAGAAGAGACUGAUGAAGGAAUAAAAGAGUUGGUAGAUAUAACACUGAAGAAAGUGGAUUAUGACAACGAUGGCAAAAUAUCUUUUGCAGACUUUGAAAAGGCAGUAAAAGAAGAGAGACUUUUGUUGGAGGUGUUUGGACCAUGUUUACCAGAAGCAAAGAAUUGUAUUGAUUUUGAAACACUGGCAUUCGGACAUAUCCUGACUUCUAGUUUUGGAAUGUGAAUCACUCAAUACUUAUAUUAAAAUCAGAAACAGAACCUGACUGCUUAUCUUCAUUUGCAUUGUAAAGUUUUUAUCUUUGCUUCACUUCAUUUACAUAUAACUACUACGAUGUGGAAAGUAAUAUUAAAAGAACAGUUUCUGUAACUUUUGUUUUUUAAGAUUUUAUUAAUUUGUUUGUCAGAGAGAGAGAAAGCACAAACAGGGGGCAGAGGCAGGUAGGAGAAGCAGGGAGCCUGAUGCGGGACUUGAUCCCAGGAUCCUGGGAUCAUGACCUGAGCUGAAGGCAGACGCCUACCCGACUGAGCUGCCCAGGCAUCCCCAGUUUCUGCAAUAUUAAGUAUGAUCAAAAUAACACCUAUAAUAAGUAAUGAUAAACUAAUUUUAUUUUUUAAGUUAGCCAACAAGCUUGGUUCUUGUGGCAAAUACUGUGAAUAAGC
Zalophus californianus (California sea lion) is the source of this 1922-nucleotide messenger RNA. RefSeq names its product EF-hand calcium-binding domain-containing protein 1-like. Bases 775 to 1485 code for a protein of 236 amino acids. Gene Ontology annotation, molecular function: calcium ion binding. The transcript is spliced from 5 exons. Lineage: Eukaryota; Metazoa; Chordata; Mammalia; Carnivora; Otariidae. The record is from RefSeq and is a predicted model, not a curated record.